Drosophila grimshawi is the source of this 3269-nucleotide messenger RNA. RefSeq names its product RNA exonuclease 1 homolog. The record is from RefSeq and is a predicted model, not a curated record. Bases 151 to 3039 code for a protein of 962 amino acids. Gene Ontology annotation, molecular function: exonuclease activity; nucleic acid binding. Gene Ontology annotation, cellular component: nucleus. The transcript is spliced from 6 exons. Lineage: Eukaryota; Metazoa; Arthropoda; Insecta; Diptera; Drosophilidae.
GUCCCGCGAUUCGCAAAAACAUCUGGCAUCAGCUUCAGUUUCAUGAAAUGAGAAAAUACACAGCACGAAACAAAUAGAACAUUUACUUUUUUUUAUACAACGCUUGCUUCAUUUAGCUGCGAAUACAAAUCGAAGAGACACGAGUCGAAAAUGUUACCAUCGACAGGCCUCUUCAAGAGCUUUGCCUGCCCGUACUAUAACAGCGCUGGCAGCGCCAGCAAAGACAAUAGCGCCGCCACCUGCAAGCGUCCCUUCUGCCAUUUUAAGCAUUUACGCAAGGAGGAUGUUGAGGCAGCGGAACAAGCGGUGCCGGAGUACAAACCAGCGCCGGUGCCCAAGUUGCUCUCGCUGCCGCUGCCCGAGCUGACGCUGACUGCGGCGCCCAUCAGGCAAAAGAAGAAAUCAAAUCUGGAGUAUCAUCCAGAGAAGCCAGCCCUGAAUGCCUCGCCGGCCAAAAAGGGUCUUGGCGAUGCGAGCGGUGUACCCAAAUAUGUGCCCUCACAGUUGGUCGGCACAAAUGGCACAGCCGGCGACACCUGGCAAGGUCAACACACAGAAGAGGAUGAUGUAGACGAAGAGGAGGAACAGUUGCUGGUGGAGGUGCAGGAAAAGCCAGAAUUGCCCGAGACAAAUCUGGAGGAGCAGAAGCUGUUACCCACGGAAGAAAUUCCAAAAAGUGAUGGGGAAAAGAAAUCAAUUUCUGUUUCCCGAAAAUCAGAGCACAGAUCGAGCAGGGAGCGUGAUAAGCAUAGAGAGCACAAGAGCUCAACGCAUAAGGAUAGCGAACGUUCGGAGCGUCGCAGUUCCACCAACAAGCACAAAUCCUCAAAAUCGUCUUCAUCAUCUUCAUCGCAUAGAAAAUCAUCGAGCAGCGAUAAGCAUCGUAGCGAAAGGAGUUCCAGCAGCAAGGACAAGGGCAGCACAUCUGCAUCCACAUCAUCAUCGUCCAGAAGUCGCCAGCAUAGUAGUAGUAGCAGUUCCAAGUCCACAUCGCGCAGUUCGUGCAGCUCCAAAUCAAAGAGUUCCUCCUCCGCAAGCUCCAGUUCCACCCGUAGCAAAACCAAAACCGAAACAGAGAAACCAACUGCCUCCAGUCAGCAGUCCAGCGAGGACAUCGAGAUGGACUUUGACAUAGAUGUGAGCACAUCCGAUGCGGAAAUUGUGCGUCAGUGUGAAAUGAUAUACGAUGAGCUGGAACAGGAAUUUGCCCAGCUGCACAAGCCGGUGGAAGCAGCAGCGACAGAGUUUGCGCUGAAGCGUAAAGCACCCUCGCCGGACAUCGACACAUACACCGAGGCGGCGACAGCAGCGCUUCAGAAGCGUCGCGUCGCCCACGAGAAUGCGGACAAAUGCAAGACCAUGACACCGGUGACAGUCCACAAACCCAAUCACAUUCGGAACGCGAUGCAGCGCAUCUUCGAUAGACGUGCUGAGCUGCGACGUCAAGAGAAAAUACGCGCCGAUGCAGAUGCCGAGCAGCUGCGCCUCGCCCAGGAGCGUGUACGUGUCGCACAAGAGGAGCUGCGGGAGGCGAGAGCCAAGACACUCACCCCACUCAUAUCACGAGCGGCUCUAACGCCACCAACACGCACAGCUCGCACGAUUGCGCCCGUGGCCAAUGUCAUAGCGAUUGCACGGGCCAAGAAGAAGAUCGAGGAGCUGCAGCUGGAAAAGAAGCCAGCGUUUACCACAGCGCAAUCGUUUAAGGGUGGCAAUCGUGUAGCGCAUACUCCCACAGCUGCACUGGAUAAAGUGGCACCGGCAACGGCAGCUGCAGCCGCCAAGCCACCGGUGCUGGAGCCGCAAAGCUCAAAGAUAUCGUAUAAUAUACGUAUGCAGUAUUACGAGAUGAUGGUGAAGCAGUGCACCGUCAUCUAUCCACAGCUAAAUGAUGCCUGGGAACGGGCGCAAGUGGAGGAGUUGGCAGUCUUCAAGAAGUGCAGCACGCCGUCCAUCUACAAGAACAGCUGCAUGCUGGCCAUCAACAAGCUGCGCAAGGAGGCCAUCGAGGCGGGCAAUCAGCCCAGCUCCGCCAACAAGACAAUCUCGCACGAGAUGAUGCUCGGCGGCAAGCGGGCCCUUACCACAUCUUGGAGCGUGGAGAAGAAGGACAAAUUGAGCUCCACGGCAGAGCCCUUCGAUUCGUUGUGCGCGGAGAAGGCGUACGAAAUGGUCUACGAUCUGCAUUUGACUGAUGAGCAACUGGUGGAGAAUGGCUAUCCGCGACCGGGUCCUGGGCGUGGCACAGCUGUCAUACGCGCCUGCCGCCCCAAUCGACGACCCAAUGAGACGGAACGCUAUUGCACACGCUGUGGCAAGGUGUUCAAUUUGAGUAUCUACGAUACGAAGUGCGUUGAUAUGUGCAACUAUCAUGCAAAGAGCACUGGCUAUCGACGUGGAUUUACGGACAAUCAGCACCGCUGCUGUCAACAGCCGGCGGGCACACCGGGCUGCAGCUAUGCCAACUAUCAUGUGAGCGACUACUACGAUCCGGAUAAGUUGACAUGUUUCAUUAAGACAAUUGAGCGCUCGGACGACUAUGUGUCCACCAAGAAGGACAUCUAUGCACUCGACUGUGAAAUGUGCUACACUACGCAUGGAAUCGAACUCACCCGCGUCACGGUUGUGGACAUCAAUGGACGCAGCGUCUACGAUGCCCUUGUCAAGCCAGACAAUCAAAUUGUGGACUAUAACACCGUCUAUUCGGGCAUAACGGAGGCAAUGUUGGCGAAGGAAACGCGCACCCUGCGGGAUGUUCAGGCCGUGCUUAUGUCCAUGUUUCAUGCCAAGACGGUGCUGGUGGGUCACAGUCUGGAGAGCGAUUUGAAGGCAUUGAAGCUGAUACACGAUGUGGUCGUAGACACCUCUGUGCUCUUUCCCCACAAAAUGGGUCCGCCAAAGAAGCGUGCGCUGAAAACGCUGUGCAUUGAGAACCUCAAGCGCAUCAUACAAGAAAAUGAGGCUGGCCACGACAGUGCGGAGGAUGCGGAGGUUUGCAUACAGCUCAUCAAGUACUAUCUGCGCAACAAGAUCAGUUGAGCAGCGGUCACGAUUUACUGGGAUUUAGUAUAUAUAUAUAUAUACAUAUAUAUAUAUAUAUUUCAUUGCAUCAUACAUACAUUUGUAAUGUAUCCUCCACUUUAUCCCAGUCCAUACAGAAUCAAAACGUAUCCCCUAAGUGAGCCUUAAGACCGAAAAAAUAUUUAUAUACUAUACAAAAAUAUAUAUAUAUAAGUGAAUUAAUAUUGAACAAUAAAGAACAAAAGCGA